Cordyceps militaris CM01 is the source of this 897-nucleotide messenger RNA. Its product is annotated as BTB/POZ domain protein. The record is from RefSeq and is a predicted model, not a curated record. Bases 1 to 897 code for a protein of 298 amino acids. The transcript is spliced from 3 exons. Gene Ontology annotation, molecular function: protein binding. Lineage: Eukaryota; Fungi; Ascomycota; Sordariomycetes; Hypocreales; Cordycipitaceae.
AUGGCUGCGCCUACUCGCGGCCCUAAUUUCGGCCAUCUUUUGAAAACCGGCCAAUACUCUGACUUGACUUUAGUCUGCGGCGGUAAAGAGUUCAAUGUUCACAAGAUGGUGGUAUGUUCGCAGUCCGAAGUUCUUGCCACGGCGAUCCGAGAGCCUUUCCAAGAAUCGAAGACGGGAACUAUAAGUGUAGAAGAAUUUGACGCAGUCACUGUCGAUAAGAUGCUGGAGUUCCUGUAUACGGGGGACUACGGCUCGCUAACCGCCCCCGGCUCGCUAGUUGGCCAGGUUGGGGAGACGGAUGAGCCUUUGGCUAGCCCUGCAGCGGUAGAGCAAGAUGACCUAUUACAGCACGUACGUCUGAAUUCGAUUGCCGAUUACUACGACAUUAAACCGCUCGCCGAACUCAGCAAGGCGAAGCUUCGACUCGCAUCACAAAAUACAUUGAAUGAACCGGUAUUGCUGAAUGUGGCGCAAGAAGCGCUGAACAGAACUGGAGACACAACGCUGCAUACUAUGCUAGCUGAGGCGAUUGGCACGAACAUUAGAAAAUUCCUGGAAACUAAACAGCUGGCUGAGAUAGUGGGUGGCUUCGGCGUUGAAAUUCUCCGAACAGUUGUUGCUAGGCAAGGUGAGCUGCAACGGAAGAUGAUAGAGCUUCAAUUUCAGCUGGCUCGCCUACGGGUUGUCGAAAAAAGGUCAGCUCAAAUCGUGGAAAACAUCAACAGCUGCAUGCGAACGUUGGGCGAAAGGAGGGAAUGCCGAAACUCCAGCUGCCGGGCCGACUUUGAAUGCUACAUCGAACAGCGCGGCCAGCCCUAUGAGCCCUUGUGGACUGUAUGCCAAAGGGCUAGGGUGUCUGCUGUUGCCAACUAUAACACUAGGGCUGGACUUGGGUAG